GUUACAUUGAACACAGUCAACCUUGAGAAGUCUCGUCUUUCUCACAGAGAACAAGAGAGCUGUGACAGCACACUUAAAUACGUACAGACUAGAAGACAUGUACUUCAAAAUUGUAAUUAUUUUCUCAGGAGCAGUUUGCAUCUAUGCACAAAGUUAAUAUACUUUGUCACACCUAUGGAUGCUUUGACUCAAGUGAUACUCAACUCAGUGUGACACUGGAUGGUGACGAAGUCUACUAUGCAGACUUUAAAAAAGAGCUUCUCAUUUGGGAUAGCAAACUGCCUACACGUUUCCAUGUUCCCUGGGCUUACAAAUAUGCAGUAUAUUACAGAUCUAUAUGCAAAGGUAGUUUACAGAAAUGGAAACAAGACAAGUCAGCUACAACAAAGACUAAAGAGGCACCAGAAACCAUCAUCUACCCCAGAGAUGAAGUGAUAAAAGAGGAAGAGAAUACUCUCAUCUGCUUCAUCAACCAUUUCUUUCCUCCCUCCAUCAACAUAAAGUGGACCAAGAAUGAUAUAGAAGUAGCAGUGGAAGAGCCUUUCAACAAAUGCUUACCCAAUGCUGAUGGGACAUUUAAUGUUUUCUCCAACCUGAACUUUGUCCCAAAGGAAGGAGACAUCUACAGCUGCACUGUGGAACAUGAGGCACUGGAGAAGCCUCAGACCAAGUUUUGGGAGGUUGACACAAAUGAGAUCAGUAUUGGUCCACCUGUCUUUUGUGGACUUGGCCUGAGUCUUGGACUUCUUGGAGUUGCUGCAGGAACCUUCUUUUUUGUGAAAGGAAACCAAUAUCCGAGCAUCCUGGAGGCCUAGUGGUUAAGACAUAUACCAUAUCCAGCACUGUGAUUACUUCGUCCCUGUUUUUUUCUUCUCAGCGACAUCUGUUAUAUGUCAUUUCCCCUCUCUCUCUUGUCCCUACUCUCAAGUGCCCACUAUCAAGCAAAAAUAACCACAGUAGCUUUAAAAAAAGGAAAUGUAUAUGAAUCAAGCUAAUUCACUUGCAUAUCUGUAAUUCACUGAAUUUUCUUUCUCUUAUUUGUGACAAAAUACACAAUCCAAGCUUGUCUUUUA
Messenger RNA from Siniperca chuatsi (mandarin fish), 1073 nucleotides. Its product is annotated as H-2 class II histocompatibility antigen, A-Q alpha chain-like. The transcript has 4 exons. Gene Ontology annotation, molecular function: MHC class II protein complex binding. Gene Ontology annotation, cellular component: MHC class II protein complex; membrane. The record is from RefSeq and is a predicted model, not a curated record. The coding region runs from base 144 to 815 and encodes 223 amino acids. NCBI's taxonomy places the organism in Eukaryota, Metazoa, Chordata, Actinopteri, Centrarchiformes, Sinipercidae. Gene Ontology annotation, biological process: peptide antigen assembly with MHC class II protein complex; immune response; immunoglobulin production involved in immunoglobulin-mediated immune response.